Molecule: messenger RNA, 1542 nt
Organism: Rotaria sordida
Lineage: Eukaryota; Metazoa; Rotifera; Eurotatoria; Philodinida; Philodinidae
Source: the annotation of a GenBank genome assembly
AUGAAAAAGGAACAUAAGGAUUUAUGUCGACGUCAAUCUAAUGACGACUUUGAAGAAACACCAACAUGGGCUGCUGUUAUAACUGUUCUUGGCUAUGCGUUACUUAGUGUACUUGGAUGGUUACGUGAUUUUCUUCGUAAUAUUGGUAUAGAAAAAAAAAUGACUGCUCAAGAUCCAAAUCCAAAAGAUUUUGUUCCACUUUAUCAAAGUUAUGAAUGUUUUUAUACACGAAAUUUAUAUACACGUAUACGUGAUGUAUUUAAUCAACCUAUUGCUAGUGUUGCUGGAGCUACAGUUCAAGUUAUGGAACGUCUUUCAGAAGAUUUUAAUUGGACAUUUAAAUUUAGUGGUAAAAAAUUACCAUCAAUCAAUCUCGGUUCAUAUAAUUAUUUGGGUUUUGCGGAAAAUUCUGGUCCUUGUUCUGAACAAGCUAUAAAAUCUCUAGAAAAAUAUGGUAUUACAACAUCUAGUACACGUCAUGAAUUAGGUAUACAACAAUAUAUGAACGAUCUUGAAUCGUUAAUGGCUGAAUAUUUAAAUGUCGAAGAUUGUAUUGCUUUUGGUAUGGGUUUUGCUACGAAUGCAUUAAAUAUUCCUACACUUGCCAGAAAAGGUGAUUUAAUACUUAGCGAUAAACUUAAUCAUACUUCACUUAUACUUGGUGCUCGUCUAUCUGGAGCUGUUACUCGUACAUUUAAUCAUAAUGAUGCAAAAGACUUAGAAAUUCAAUUGCGUAAAGCUAUUAUUCAUGGUCAACCACGAACAUGUCGACCAUGGAAAAAAAUUUUGAUUAUUGUCGAAGGUGUCUAUAGUAUGGAAGGUUCAUUUUGUAACUUACGAGAAAUAAUUGAAUUGAAGAAAAAAUAUAAAGCUUAUUUAUAUGUUGACGAAGCACAUUCAAUUGGUGCUAUUGGUUCACAUGGUCGUGGUGUUGUUGAUUAUUGGAAUGUUAAUCCCAAGGAUAUUGAUAUACAUAUGGGAACAUUUACUAAAAGUUUUGGAUCAGCUGGUGGUUAUAUCGCUGGAAAAAAGUCUUUAAUUGAUCAUAUUCGUAUUUACACACAUUCAGGAUGUUAUUCAACCAGUAUGUCAGCACCCAUUGUCUAUCAAAUAAUAUCUGCAUUAAAUAUAAUUAUGGGUCGUGAUGGUACAAAUGAUGGUCAAAAACGUAUUCAACAAUUAGCUUGUAAUGUACGUUAUUUUCGUCGUCAACUUGUCGAUAUGGGCUUUAUUGUAUAUGGAAAUGAUGAUUCACCUGUAGUCCCAGUUAUGAUAUAUAUGCCAGCUAAAAUUGCAGCUGUUAAUCGUGAAAUGUUAAAGCGUGGUUGUGCUGUUGUCACUGUUGGCUUUCCAGCUACUUUACUUACAGAAUCACGUGUAAGAUUUUGUAUAUCAGCUGGUCAUACUAAAGAAAUGCUUGAUAAUGCUUUACGAGCAAUGGAUGAAGUUGGACAUCUUGUAUCACUACGAUAUUCUAAACGAAAUCCAUCACGUCGUUGGCAUGAACUUAAACGAGCGGAUUAUGAUAAAGAAUAUUUUUAA